Molecule: messenger RNA, 1812 nt
Organism: Bactrocera tryoni
Lineage: Eukaryota; Metazoa; Arthropoda; Insecta; Diptera; Tephritidae
Gene: RagC-D
Product: ras-related GTP-binding protein C
Exons: 5
Coding region: 232-1374 (380 amino acids)
Biological process (GO): cellular response to starvation; cellular response to amino acid stimulus; regulation of autophagy
Cellular component (GO): Gtr1-Gtr2 GTPase complex; lysosome; nucleus
Molecular function (GO): GTPase activity; GTP binding
Source: RefSeq, a predicted model, not a curated record
CAUUUCGAAGUGUCAGCUGUUCUGGUGAUUUAAAUGCAGUGGUUUUUGUUUAAGCAUCUAAAAAUUGCACAAAAAAGCAACCAAAUACAAAUUGCGUAUGAAAAUAAACAAACGUAAUCUCAUUUCAUAUUAAAGUGCAAGCAAUAAAUAUAUUAAAUUAAUCAGCUAUUGAAUGCACUUAAAGCGGUAGAGCGUUUUGUAGGAAAACGCAAACAGCAAAGAAACGAAGUCAUGAGCUACGAGGACGACGAGUAUCAUGUGGACACGUUUCCAAAAGACUUUGGUUACGGUUCAUUUGAUCAGGAUGGCUUGGAUGAGCCUGGUAUGGGCGGUGGCGAAUCUAAACCACGCAUACUACUUAUGGGCUUGCGACGUUCGGGCAAAAGUUCUAUACAAAAAGUUGUCUUCCACAAAAUGUCACCGAACGAAACACUGUUCCUUGAGUCAACAAGCAAAAUUGUUAAGGAUGACAUUAACAAUUCCAGCUUCGUGCAGUUUCAGAUUUGGGACUUUCCCGGACAAAUCGACUUCAUAGAUCCCACAUUCGAUUCCGAUAUGAUAUUCGGCGGUUGCGGUGCUUUGGUAUUCGUAAUCGAUGCGAAGGAUGAUUACAAUGAGGCAUUGACAAAAUUUAAGAAUACCGUUAUAAAAGCAUAUAAAGUAAAUCCACGCAUAAAGUUCGAAGUCUUCAUACACAAGGUUGAUGGUAUUAGUGACGACUCGAAAAUGGAAUCACAGCGAGACAUACAUCAGCGCGCCUCUGACGAUCUUAGCGAUGCCGGACUUAACCAGAUACAUUUGAGUUUUCAUUUAACUUCCAUAUAUGAUCAUUCGAUAUUCGAAGCUUUCUCCAAAGUAGUGCAAAAAUUAAUACCACAAUUGCCAACAUUGGAGAACCUGCUUAAUAUUUUUAUAUCGCAUUCGGGUAUCGAGAAAGCGUUCCUUUUUGAUGUAGUUUCAAAGAUCUACAUCGCCACCGAUUGUUCGCCUGUAGAUAUGCAAAGCUAUGAACUUUGUUGUGACAUGAUCGAUGUGGUCAUCGAUCUCUCGAGCAUUUAUAGCUCGGAGGAAACGGCCUUCGACCAUGAAAGCUCUAGUCUCAUUAAGCUGAACAACAAUACGAUUUUGUAUUUGCGAGAAGUGAACAAAUUUCUUGCGCUAGUAUGCAUAUUACGAGAGGAGAAUUUCAAUCGACAAGGUGUUAUCGACUAUAACUUUCUAUGCUUCCGCAAAGCUAUCAGCGAAGUUUUUGAAUUGCGAAUGAAAAGCCAAAAACUCGAGACAUUAGACGAACAAAUUGAACCAGAGGAUGAUGUUGUGGACGAGGAUGAGGAUGAGCUUGUUGCACGCGUUAAUGAGAAUCAUUUGAAUUAAUUUGUUCUUAUAACGCGUUUUUUAUAAACGAAUGUAUAUGUAUCAAGAUGAUUUAACGAACAACCAUAGUAAGCAGGGCAAAACAGUGUACAAGUUGUUUACAUUUUGUGUUAGGCAAUUAUAUGCGAUUUAAACCGCAACAUGUCACGAAAAUAUUUUUUAUAACGUGCAUAUGUGUAUCUUACAAACGUUACGGCGCACUUAUUAUCUAUACAUUUUGUCAUAUAAGUACAGCUUUACAAUAUUUUCUUUUUCAAAUCACUGUUUUUGUAUGUUAUUGUGCCUUUAUUCUAAUUAAUAUUAUUUUAUUGCUUAACUUUGCAACAAUUAAUUUCAAACUAAAUAUUAUGAGUCGAACCGCUUUUCAAAAUAAGUAAAAAAAUAUAUAUACAUAUAUAUCAUAUUUAAACAGCUUCAAAUCACCGUUACCAGUGCAAA